AUGUCUCAUGUACUGUACUCUUCAGCAGUAGGAAGUCUUAUGUUCGCCAUGGUGUGCACCAGAGAAGACAUUGCACAAGCAGUGGGAGUUGUCAAUUUUGGUGGAGACAGAGAUAAGAGAAAGUCUACAACAGAUUAUGUUUUCUCUUUAGCUAGAGGUGUUCUUAGUUGGGUGUUGAAGUUGCUGGCAAUGGUGGCAUUGUCUACUACUGAGGCAGAAUAUAUGGCAGCAACACAGGUAUCUUCGUACUCCCAGUUUCUUUUAGCUGUUAAGAAUGACGAAAAAAAUUAA
Cryptomeria japonica (Japanese cedar) is the source of this 291-nucleotide messenger RNA. RefSeq names its product secreted RxLR effector protein 161-like. Lineage: Eukaryota; Viridiplantae; Streptophyta; Pinopsida; Cupressales; Cupressaceae. The transcript is spliced from 3 exons. Bases 1 to 291 code for a protein of 96 amino acids. The record is from RefSeq and is a predicted model, not a curated record.